GGCCCUGGAAGCUUGAAAGCACCAGUCGACUGGGAGCGCUUCAGCCACUGACGGUGUCACCCACGUUACCUCGGGCCCGACGGGUGGCUGACGAGUAGGCUUGCUGUGAAGGUGUGAACUCUGCAGGCGCCAUGUCCUCUAAGAAGCUGGUGAACUCGGUCGAAGGCUGUGCCGACGACGCCUUUGCGGGCAUGGUGGCCUGCAACCCCGGCCUGCAGGUCCUGCAGGGCCAUCGCGUAGCCCUGCGUGCCGACCUGGACAGCCUCAAGGGCCGAGUGGCACUGUUGACGGGAGGGGGCUCCGGCCAUGAGCCUGCCCACAUUGGGUUCAUAGGGAAGGGGAUGCUGACGGGAGUCAUCGCAGGCGCCGUGUUUGCCUCCCCGGCCGUGGGCAGCAUCCUGGCGGCCAUCAGGGCAGUAGCCCAGGCGGGCACAGCGGGGGUCCUCCUCAUCGUGAAGAACUACACCGGGGACCGGCUGAACUUCGGCCUGGCACGGGAGCACGCCCGGGCCGAGGGCAUCGCUGUGGAGAUGGUGAUCGUGGGCGACGACUGUGCCUUCAGCGUCCUGAAGAAGACAGGCAGGCGGGGGCUCUGUGGCACCCUGCUUGUCCACAAGGUGACGGGCGCCCUGGCUGAGGCAGGUGUGGGGCUGCAGGAGAUCACAGAGCAGGCGAACGCAGUUGUCAAGGGCCUGGGCACCCUGGGAGUGAGUCUGUCCUCCUGCAGUGUCCCCGGCUCCAAAGCCACCUUUGAGCUCUCGGCCAGUGAGAUUGAGCUGGGCCUGGGGAUCCACGGGGAAGCCGGCGUGCGCCGGAUCAAGAUGGCGACCGCCAAGGAGAUUGUGACCAUCAUGCUGGACCACAUGCUGGACCCCUCCAAUAUCUCCCAUGUGCCCGUGCAGCCUGGCUCCACGGUGGUGCUCAUAGUCAACAACCUGGGUGGCCUGUCCUUCCUGGAACUGGGCAUCAUAGCCGACGCCGCUGUCCGCUCUCUGGAGACCCGCGGGGUGAAGAUUGCCCGAGCCCUGGUGGGCACCUUUAUGUCGGCCCUGGAAAUGCAGGGCGUUUCUCUCACCCUCCUGCUGGUGGACGAGCCCCUCCUGAAACUGAUCGACGCCGAAACCACUGCCGCCGCCUGGCCGAACGUGCCCAAGGUCUCAGUGACCGGGCGGAAGCAGAGCCGGCCAGCCCCCGCUGAGCCUCCGGAGGUCCCCGCCUCGGCUGACACAGCAGGACCUGCCCCGAAGGUGGUGGUGUGUGUGCUGGAGCGGGUGUGCAGCACCCUCCUGGGCCUGGAGGAGCAGCUCAACGAGCUGGACCGCGCCUCGGGCGACGGCGACUGCGGCACCACGCACAGCCGUGCUGCCAGAGCGAUCCAGGGGUGGCUGAAGGAAGGCCCACCCCCUGCCAGUCCUGCCCAGCUACUGUCCAAACUGUCCCUCCUGCUCCUGGAAAAGAUGGGGGGCUCUUCUGGCGCGCUCUAUGGCCUGUUCCUGAUGGCCGCCGCCCAGCCACUGAGGGCCAGUACUGACCUCCCCAGCUGGUCUCGCGCCAUGGACGCUGGCCUGGAGGCCAUGCAGAAGUACGGCAAUGCCGCCCCGGGGGACAGGACAAUGCUGGAUUCUCUGUGGGCAGCAGGACAGGAACUCCAAGCCUGGAAGAGGCCCGGGGCGGAUCUACUCCAAGUCCUGACCAAAGCGGUUCAGCGUGCCAGAGAUGCUGCCGAGGCCACCAAGGACAUGGAAGCCGGGGCAGGGAGAGCCAGUUACAUCGCCUCAGGGAAGCUGAACCAGCCAGAUCCUGGGGCAGUGGCGGCUGCAGCGGUUCUCGGGGCCAUCCUGGAGACCCUGAGCACUAAGUGACUCCGGUUCUCCCCACUCACUCCCUCUGCCCUGGUCUCCCGGGCAGUUCAGCAGGAACCCCUCUGCGCGCUGCAGAACCCUCCCAGGCCUGGGUGGGCCCAGAGCCUCAUUGCCUGCUGGAGGGUGGGGUUCCGGGUCUCCUGCGCCCGCCGGCGCUGGCCUGCCGUGAUAAGGCCUCUCCAGCCUCUCUGCCUUUAGUUUGGCUUUUGAGACUCCCCGUGGGAAGCAACCCAAUAAACCACUUCA
Molecule: messenger RNA, 2108 nt
Organism: Sorex fumeus (smoky shrew)
Lineage: Eukaryota; Metazoa; Chordata; Mammalia; Eulipotyphla; Soricidae
Gene: TKFC
Product: triokinase and FMN cyclase
Exons: 17
Coding region: 132-1862 (576 amino acids)
Biological process (GO): glycerol catabolic process
Cellular component (GO): cytosol
Molecular function (GO): ATP binding; glycerone kinase activity
Source: RefSeq, a predicted model, not a curated record